AUGUAUGCAAGACUAAAAGAUGGUCUACUAAAUCAUUUAUUCCUUGAAGGAUUAAAUGAAUUCAUAGCAGCUGCCAAACAGUUUCCAGACUGUUUGAAUGGAGAAUUAAUUAGGUGUCCAUGUAAUCGAUUUAAGUGCCAAAAUCGGAGUUUUGAAGAUGAGAGUACAGUUAGGUUUCAUCUCAUGAAAUAUGGGUUUGUUAGAGACUAUUAUGUAUGGUAUUUGCAUGGCGAAAUUCAAAACUACAAUGUGGUCCAUGGGAGAAGUAAUGAUUCGACUGACAACACUUACAAUGUGGAAUAUCAAUAUGGUGAAUUCUCUAAUGCUUAUGAACAACUAGUUGUAGAUGCAGCAGGACCUAGUUUCUCCCCAUCAAUUAGUAAUGAGCCUCCAAAUCAAUCUACUCAGAGAUUGUAUGACAUGUUGGCUGCUGUUAAUCAGGAAUUGUGGCCAGGUUGUGAAAAUCAUUCACAAUUGUCAGCUAUGGCAAGGAUAUUGAAUAUCAAAUCUGAACAUCAUUUGUCUGAACGUUGCUUUGACAAUAUUUGCCAAUUCAUCAAAGAAAUUUUACCUACUGAUAAUUUGUUUACUGAUAAUUUCUACUCUACAAAGAAAUUACUUGAAGGCUUGGGAUUACCAAUUCAGAAGAUUCAUAGUUGCUUAAAUGGUUGUAUGAUUUAUUGGGGUGAGGAUAAUGAAUUGCUCAGGUGCAAGGUGUGUGAUCAUCCGAGGUAUAAACGAUUGCGAGAUAGUCAGAGCUCUAGUAAAACCCAAGUUGCUUAUAGUAAAAUGUAUUACAUGCCAAUCACACCUAGACUACAAAGGUUGUACGCAUCUAAUGCUACAGCCAAGGAUAUGACUUGGCACGCCAAUCAUGGGACUGGUGAUGAUUUAAUGCAUCAUCCAUCUGACUCGCAUGCAUGGAAGGUUUUUGAUAACAAUUGGCCUCAUUUCAGUGCUGAGAAACGUAAUGUCCGUCUAGGACUGUGCACCGAUGGUUUUCAACCCUUUGGACAAUCUGGUCAGCAAUAUUCAUCAUGGCCUGUCAUACUGACACCGUACAACUUACCUCCAUGGUUAUGCAUGAAAGGUGAGUAUAUGUUUCUCACUAUACUUGUCCCAGGGCCUAGAAAUCCAAAAGAUAAGUUGGAUGUGUAUUUACAACCCCUAGUAACUGAGCUGAAAGAUUUAUGGGAUAAUGGAGUUGAAACAUAUGAUGCAUUCAAUAAAGAAAAUUUCAACUUGCGAGCUUCUUUACUGUGGACUAUAAGUGAUUUUCCUGCUUAUGUUAUGUUAUCUGGAUGGAGCACUGCAGGACGGACCGCUUGUCCUUAUUGCAUGGAAGAUAGUGAUGCGUUCACAUUGACAAGAGGAGGUAAGCAAUCAUGGUUUGAUAAUCAUCGUAAAUUUUUACCUCCUGGCCAUUCUUUUAGAAGAAACAAAACAGCUUUUAGGAAGAAUGUAUCUGUUACUAAGAAAGCUAAACCACCAUUUUCUGGUGAAGAAGUACUGAAACAGAUUGAUGAAUUGGGGUUUAAGAGAGUUAUAGAUGAAGAUGCAUUUGAAAUAAAUUUCCGUCUGUCAAAGCAAUGCGGUUGGAGAAAAAGAAGUAUCUUCUGGGAUUUACCGUAUUGGAAAAGUAAUUUGAUUCGGCACAAUCUUGAUGUAAUGCACAUUGAGAAAAAUUUCUUUGAAAAUAUAAUCAACACUAUAAUGAGUGUUGAGGGAAAGACAAAGGAUAAUGCUAAGUCAAGGGCAGACCUAAAUGUGAUAUGCAAUCGGCCAGAGUUGGAAAUGGAUCAAGUCACUGGGAGAUAUUCAAAAGCUUGUUAUACUCUAGAUAAGCAAAGUAAGCAAGUAUUAUGUGAUUGGCUGAAAAAUCUAAAGUUUCCCGAUGGAUAUGUUUCUAAUAUGGGGCGAUGUAUUGAUAUGAAGAAGCUGAAGAUGUUUGGGAUGAAGAGUCAUGAUUGUCAUGUCUUCAUGCAGCGGAUUAUGCCAAUUGCAUUUCGUGAGUUGCUUCCGUCAAAUGUGUGGCAGCCCUUAACAGAGUUGAGUAAUUUUUUUAAGGAGUUAACAUCUACCACUAUAAGUGAGAGUGAUAUGUUGCAGUUGCAUGGUGAAAUUCCUUUAAUCAUAUGCAAGCUUGAGCGUGUUUUCCCUCCAAGCUUCUUUGAUUGUAUGGAACACCUCCCUGUCCAUCUAGCAUAUGAAGCAUGGCUGGCAAGUCCAGUGCAAUGUCGAUGGAUGUAUCCUUUUGAACGAUAUCUGCGACGGCUUAAGAAUAAUGUCAGAAAUAAAGCUAGAGUCGAGGGAUCAAUAUGUAAUGCGUACCUAGUAGAAGAAGCAACUUCAUUUUGUGCACAUUACUUUGAAUCGUAUGUCCAAACUAGACAUCGAAAAGUGCCAAGGAAUGUUGAUAUUUCAGAAAGUACUGAAAAUUAUGAAGGCAAUCUAUCAAUCUUCAUGCAGUCCGGUCGACCAAUAGGAAAAGGGACAACCAGAUAUCUUAUGGAGGAUGAGUAUAAAGCAGCACAAGUCAUUUACAUUGAUCAAUUGCGCUCAAAUGAUCCGAUGGUCAAUGAUUCUCAGAUUGACAUCAAAUUGGAGAGUGAAUUCUCUAUAUGGUUCAACAAUUUUGCUCAUAAUUCGUGCAAUAACAUAUCCAACAAGUUUAUCACAUAG
Messenger RNA from Manihot esculenta (cassava), 2682 nucleotides. RefSeq lists its product as uncharacterized. The record is from RefSeq and is a predicted model, not a curated record. The transcript has 3 exons. Lineage: Eukaryota; Viridiplantae; Streptophyta; Magnoliopsida; Malpighiales; Euphorbiaceae. The coding region runs from base 1 to 2682 and encodes 893 amino acids.